Malus domestica (apple) is the source of this 2213-nucleotide messenger RNA. RefSeq names its product rRNA (cytosine-C(5))-methyltransferase NOP2C. Gene Ontology annotation, molecular function: RNA binding; RNA methyltransferase activity. The record is from RefSeq and is a predicted model, not a curated record. Lineage: Eukaryota; Viridiplantae; Streptophyta; Magnoliopsida; Rosales; Rosaceae. Gene Ontology annotation, biological process: RNA methylation.
AUUGCCGAAACCCCCGAAGUUCUGCAACUCAAGCAAAAAUGGUGGUGGUGCUGCUGCUUCCGCCUCCUUGAAUGAAGAAGAAAGCUCGGAACUUGCUCAAAACCAUCGCCUCCUUCUUCACCAAGCACCACAUAGCCAUGGACGAUUUACCAGAGCGCUACUCUUACAACCCAACUCUCCGCUGGAACGCCGACCUCGAAAGCUACUUCUCCAAGGCAUACGGACCCCACCAUUUCUCCUGCAUCUCCCAAGCCCUAUCGCGGCCGUCUUGCUACUCCUGUAUACGCGUGAACACGCUGAAGUCGACGCCGGAUGCCGCCAUUGAGAAGCUGAGGGCGGUUCUGAAAGAAAAGGGAGCUGACAUUUCCAAGUGUGACGUGGAAGGGAUGGACUAUGUGCUGUUUGUGAGGGGUUCGGGUCCUCACGCCAUUGAUUAUGGCUGUGCUGCAGAUGGGAAGCUUCCGAAAGAGGUUCUUGUGAGCCGGAAAUGCGCCGAGGCAGUUCUUCGAGGUGCCCAGGUGUAUGUUCCUGGUGUAUUGGGUUGCACUGCUCAUGUCGAGAAAGGGGAUGUUGUGGCGGUUUCAGUGGCAGUUGAGCAGCCUGGUGCCGAUGGUGGAUGGGUCGUUGGGAUCACCCGAGGGACUGUGCUGCAAGGUUCAGAGACAGAUCCUUAUCAUAUUGAACGAAGGGGGCUGUAUAUCGGCCAAGGAAGAGCAAUGCUGUCAAGGGCCGGGAUUUUCCGUGUUAUGGAAGGGCUUGCUGUGGAUAUGAGUGACAGAGUAUUUAAUCUCCCUUCGUUACAUGACGUGCUUGAGGGGGAAAUAUUUCUUCAAAAUCUGCCAAGCAUUGUUGCUGCUCACGCACUAGAUCCUCAAAAAGGUGAGCGCAUAUUAGACAUGUGUGCUGCACCGGGAGGGAAAACAACUGCAAUUGCACUUCUUAUGAAGGAUGAAGGAGAAAUUGUUGCCGCUGAUAGAUCUCACAAUAAGGUGCAGGGUAUUCACAAAUUGGCUGCUGAAAUGGGCCUGAGUUGUAUAACCCCAUAUAAACUAGAUGCUCUAAAAUCUGUUUGUACAACAAACGAGUCCGAUGAUUUUUCUAAUCACUCUUGCAUUAAGGAAAAUCAUGUUGGAAACGUUCAAGGUUCUGACUUGAUAAAGUCAGAAUUGGAGAAGUCUAAAUUGAUUACUUUCGAAAGGUUGAAUGCUGAGAUGGAUUUCAAGAAAAGUGUUAGCAAUGAAAAGGUGAAUGAGACAACAUACACUAGCAAAGCUGCCAUCAGGAAGGAAAUGCGAAUAAAACGGAAUGGUCCAGGAAGAAAUCAGAGCGUGGGUGGUAGGGUUGAGAAGUCAAAGGGAUUUGCUCCCAAGAGCUUUGAUCGAGUUCUUCUUGAUGCACCCUGCUCUGCCCUUGGUUUAAGACCUCGACUAUUUGCUGGAGAGGAAACAAUUGAAUCCAUGAGAAAGCAUGCGACAUAUCAAAGAAGAAUGCUUGAUCAGGCUGUUCAGUUGGUUCGCCCGGGUGGAGUUCUUGUGUAUUCAACAUGUACCAUAAAUCCCGGAGAGAAUGAAGCUGUUGUUCGAUAUGCUUUGGAUACAUAUAAAUUCCUCUCCUUGGCACCGCAGCACCCAAGGAUUGGAGGACCUGGUCUUGUUGGCCGUUUUGAAUUUCCCGAUGGAUAUACUGAGGAGUGGCUGAGACCCGGGGAGGAAGAACUCGUUCAGAGGUUUGAUCCAUCGUCCUCGCUUGAUACAAUAGGGUUUUUCAUAGCCAAGUUUUCUGUUGGAUCAAACAAGGCUGACUUACAAAACUCCGCAUCUUGACAAGAUCAGAACUUCAGCGUACGCAUACCACAACAAAUAAUCUCAUCUCGAAUUCAAAGUUCACCCGCACACAAAUACCACAAGUAGUCUUAACUCGAACUCAGAAUUCACCUGAUAAGAUUUGUUUCCAGCCCGAAUACUCAAGCAGGGGUCGUGAUUAACAAGUUGUAUAUUUUCAUACACUAGAGAAGAAGACCGACGAAUCACAACUAUGCUUUAAAUGUUGUUUCUUCAUCCCACAGGCAGUAAGAAAAUAUUUGUAUGAGGUAUCCACGGAAAUAUUGAUGAAUAUUUACAUACCAAUAUCUUUGAUAGUUCAUAGAAAUGAUGAAAAAGUGCUCAAAAUCUUGGAAAUUUGGCGUGAAAGACAUGCUACUUGACCAAAUUAAA